AUGUACUUCGAAGUCACUUUAGAGAACGAUGACAGUCUAGAGUCAGUGGCAUGGAUUCCUGUACAGGAGCUGGGGCGCCCACAUACAGAAGGUUUGGCAUUUUCUGAUGCCAAAAAAACUUGGUUGGCUUCCAAAACAGAGGGAGACCUUCCGCAGGAACCAGUGCAGGAGCUUGCUCAGAGAGGCAAUGUCCUCUUUGAUCUCACCAGCGCAGGAUGCGUUGCUGGAGAUGUUCUUGGGUGUGUUUAUGAUGCCGACAAGGGUCAGGCCAGCCUCUAUAAGAAUGGAAAGAAGUUGGAUGGCUGGCCGGACCAAGCAGGAGAAGGAGAACGAUUUCCAGAGCUUCGACUUUGGGGAGACAAAGCCAUUUCGUUGAAUUGGGGCCAGAAGCCUUUUGCAUUUCUUUUGUCGGAUGUUUGCCCUCUCCUGAAAAGGCUUUGCUUGAUGGAUGGAAGACUCUGGAGAGCAGAGAAACCGACGAACGAAUUCGGACAUGGAGAAGGCAUACCAACUCAUUUGCAUCCAGACAUCGAGUCCGACCCCGUAGACCGGGAGAAUUUCUUUGUGUCAAUUGGAGAUGUGAUUCUGUGCCUUGAGGAGAAAAAUCAUUGGUUGCGACAUGAAUGGGGCUGGCCCCCUUCCUCCUGCUUCGUGCCCCAUGGCCAUAGCCAUACAGAAGCUGACGAUGAUGUGGAGGGUGUGGAACUUUUAGAGGACGAGAAGGACAGCGAGAAGCACGCGAAGGUGACCUUCAGCCUUCGAGGUCAAUCUCUUUGGACCAUCGUUGCCCAAGAGAGAAGAAAGUUGAAGGAGCUAAGCAUUGAAACUCAAAAGAUUCGGACACUGUCAGAUACAGAAGCUGAAGUGACUCAUUUUCUGGCGCCAAACCAGCAGCAUCAGUUGCAGCAGCUACAACUUCUUGCGCAGCGUGCUGGGCUGCAUGCUGGUGUAGCCUCAGUGCAGGUGCCUGCCAAAACCUGCGGGGUGACCGUGCGGAAGGACACCUGGCAUUUGCUCACGAUCUCUGCAGACCUUCCAUUCUCCAUGGUGCUAUGGCUUGAUGGGGAGCGCGUGUUGGACAUUGAGCCAGAGUAUCCGGGACUGAGGAGGGGAGGACCUUUUUCUUUGGUCGUGGAACACGGCUUGUCCUUCUUUGGGAUGAAAGGCCUUUGCUCCAAGGCGCAGAAGAAAUGGAGCAACUUGGGUGGCCAACUGCGUGAGGUUCGCAUCGCUCUUGGCCAUCUCCCUUCGAAGUCAGACAUCUUGCAACUUCAUCAGCCAAGAGGAGUAUGGCUGUGCCAACGCUCCCAGUGCGAGCGACAAGGGCUGCAGACCCGGAAUUCAUCCACAGCAGCCACAUGCUGGAGAUGCAAGGCUGAGAAAGCCAAGUGUACCGCCACCUCAAAACCCCGACCUAAGACCGGCCUGGUGACCCUGGUGGCAGAGGAGUUCGAGAAACUGGUGCUUGAAAGCGAUCAAUCCGUCUUUGUGGACUGCACAGCUGAUUGGUGCGGUCCCUCUGUUCAAAUCAAGCCCUUGAUCAAACAGUUGGCGAAGAUCACGCAGAAACCUGGCAUUGCAAAUGGGAGUGAUCCGAUCAUUGUUGCAAUGAUGGACACAGAUGAGAAUGAGACCAGUCCCGAGUAUUUCCCAGAGACCUACGUACCAAACAUGAAGCUUUUUGUGAAGGGGAACAAGACAAAUCCUAUAAAGUUUGAUGGCGAGCGGACCCUUGAAGGCGUGUUGCACUUCAUUCAAGAGUACACUGAGAUCAAAGACUUCAAUACAGCUUUAUCUGCAGGAUACCCGGACUAUAAAGAGAAACAUGACAUAGACAACCAAUGA
Messenger RNA from Durusdinium trenchii, 1845 nucleotides. NCBI's taxonomy places the organism in Eukaryota, Dinophyceae, Suessiales, Symbiodiniaceae. The record is from the annotation of a GenBank genome assembly.